GGUAGACCGACUGUCAAAGUCAUCUUUCGGCAAGUUGGUCGCGGUGUGUUUUUGGCUAAAUUGUUGCCAUUCCAUUGCACAUUAUAUCCCUUUUCUAAUCAAUAUUUAUUCAAUCAAACAAAAGUGUAUAGGAACUUCCUAGCCACAAAAUGCCGCCCAAAAAAGCUCCUUCCACGUCGAAGAAAACGGAAGCUAAAAAAAAGGAGAAAAUCAUCGAGGAUAAAACGUUUGGACUGAAGAACAAAAAAGGAGCGAAGCAGCAAAAGUUCAUAUCCCAAGUGGAAAAGCAGGUGAAGAGCGGUGGACAACAUAACCUUGCCCAGAAUGUGAACGUCAAGAAGGAAGAAAAGGAAAAGAAGCUGAAGGAACAGAAGGAACUGGCCAAACUGUUCAAGCCGGUGGCAACCCAGAAGCUGGAGGCCGGGGCCGAUCCUAAGUCGGUACUAUGUGCGUUUUUCAAGCAGGGUACCUGCACCAAAGGGGACAAGUGCAAGUUUUCGCACGAUCCUGCUGUUGAAAGGAAAUCUGAAAAGCGUUCGAUUCACGUCGACAUGCGAGAUGCCGAUAUGAACGAUACGAUCGAAAACUGGACCGAGGAGAAGCUGGCCGAAGUCGUAGCGAAGAAGCACGGUAAAGAGAAAACGAUGCCCACUACCACGAUCAUCUGCAAAUACUUCCUCGAUGCCGUAGAACGUUCAUUGUACGGUUGGUUUUGGGAGUGUCCCAAUGGCGAAAAGUGUAUCUACCGUCAUGCCCUCCCACCCGGGUAUGUAUUGAAAAAAGACAAGAAAAAGGCCGAAUCACAGAAAGAGGAGAUAUCGCUGGUCGAUUUGAUUGAGCGAGAGCGGGCAGCGCUCGGGCCGAGUCAAACGCGCGUUACACUAGAAUCGUUCUUGGCGUGGAAGAAACGUAAGAUACAGGAGAAGAAGGACAAGCUGCAGAAGGAGGAAGAGCGCAAACUGAAGGACUUCAAGGCCGGUCGCCAGAAUGGUCUGUCCGGUAGGGAAAUGUUCAGCUUUAAUCCGGAUCUGAUCGAUGAUGGAAUGGACGAUGGUGAGGUGGCGGUCGAAUCAUACGGUCGCAACGAAGAUGAGGAUGAUACUAUUGAGUACAGGGAGCUGGAUUUGAACAUGCUUAGUCUAAACAUCAAAGACGUUGAUAAUACUGGAACGGUUGCUGAAUCCGACCGGUGGGAGAAGAUGGCUGCGGAAGCAGCUAGUCGAACCAUCGUCGAAGAUAUUGACGGUGAAAAUGCUGCCGCAGGAACUACGAACGAUGCUGCACCUAUCAAUGAAAACCUGUUCCUGGAAGAAGACCUCGAAGGAUUGGAUGACGAACUGAGCGAUGACGAUGAUGACGAGGAAGAUGACGGUGAAGCUUCUAACGAAACGAGUGAAAAAUCGUGAUAAAACACCUGAGCGAUACAUCUCACUCCAGCGAGUCCGGACCCACUCGAUCAGCUAGCACAAGUCUACAUUGUCGUACUUUUUGCAGAUUCCGAUAUUCUCUUAUCGUACGUACGAAAUGCUUCUUCGUUGCAAACCACUCACACGUACAGUGUGCGAGAAAAGUGUUGGAAAACAGUUUUAAUUAAACUAUAAAAUGUAAUAAAGAUAGUGUUUACAUUUUGCUUCUGUAAUUAUACAUCGAAAACUAUGAAUGUUUUUAACUCCUGCCACUAUUAACUACAACAAAGUUCGACCACAUUUUUUUCAGAGUAAUUUGCUCUGAAUCAUAUUGCAUUUUCAGACUUCCGCACAAAAUGUAGCUGAAACGAUAAGAAAAUGUGUAUCAUUUAAUAUCAAAUGCAAUAAGACUUAUAACUUUGUUUCGAACACA
Molecule: messenger RNA, 1839 nt
Organism: Anopheles funestus (African malaria mosquito)
Lineage: Eukaryota; Metazoa; Arthropoda; Insecta; Diptera; Culicidae
Product: zinc finger CCCH domain-containing protein 15 homolog
Exons: 4
Coding region: 150-1406 (418 amino acids)
Biological process (GO): cytoplasmic translation
Cellular component (GO): cytosol
Molecular function (GO): metal ion binding; mRNA binding
Source: RefSeq, a predicted model, not a curated record